Cannabis sativa is the source of this 2001-nucleotide messenger RNA. RefSeq names its product galactolipase DONGLE, chloroplastic. Bases 184 to 1656 code for a protein of 490 amino acids. Gene Ontology annotation, molecular function: glycerophospholipid phospholipase A1 activity. Gene Ontology annotation, biological process: jasmonic acid biosynthetic process. NCBI's taxonomy places the organism in Eukaryota, Viridiplantae, Streptophyta, Magnoliopsida, Rosales, Cannabaceae. The transcript has a single exon. Gene Ontology annotation, cellular component: chloroplast. The record is from RefSeq and is a predicted model, not a curated record.
CUCAGCCCCCUCCACUCAAACCUCACCUUCCUAUAAAUCUCACUCACUCGCACCAAAACCAUUGGAAGUCUUGAAACCCACUUCUCUCUCUUCACUCUCUCUCUUUCUCUCUAGCUCUCUAAAAAAGGAAAACAACAACAAACAAAAACAACUCUCUUGAUUGGGAGCUAUAACAUAAAAAUCAUGGCAGCUACAAUCCAACAAAUUCUACAUACUACUAAAGCCAAUAAUAGUAGUCAUCACGUCACAUUGUCAGACAACUUUCGGCCCCGUCCGCAUUCUUUCGGGCAGGUUUCGUUGCCCAUCAAAUCCCACACAAAAACUUCAAUUUCUUCUUCUUCUCUAACAGUCGACGCUGCUACUUUUCUAGCAACACUACCCACCACAGCCACAACCACAACCGUAACUUCAACCUCCAUGUGUCAGCCUUCUAAGCCAGUUACUUCUAAACUGGCCGAUAUUUGGAGAGAGAUCCAAGGCUCACAUAACUGGGAAGACCUUGUCGACCCAUUACACCCUUUACUAAGAAGCGAGAUAAUUCGCUACGGAGAAUUCGUUUCUGCUUCUUAUAAGGCCUUCGACCUCGACCCAAACUCCAAACGCUACUUGAAUUGCAAGUACGGGAAGAGGAACAUGAUGAGAGAGGUUGGCUUGGAAAAAUCAGGCUACGAAGUCACCAAAUACAUUUACGCCACACCUGAUAUCAACAUCGGCGAUACAUGCAGUCGAUGGAUCGGUUACGUGGCAGUGUCGACUGACGAGGCAUCACGCAAGCUGGGAAGAAGGGACGUCGUUAUUACCUUCAGAGGAACCGUCACCAACCCCGAGUGGGUGGCGAAUUUGAUGAGCUCCUUAACACCGGCAAGGCUUGAUCCUCAUCAUCCUCGCCCCGAUGUUAAGGUGGAAUCGGGGUUCUUGAGUUUGUACACAUCGGACGAGAGCUCGAGCAAGUUCGGGACCGAUAGCUGCCGAGAGCAGCUCCUUUCGGAAAUUUCGAGGCUUAUAAACAAGUACAAAGAUGAAGACAUGAGCAUAACCUUGGCCGGACACAGUAUGGGGAGCUCAUUAGCCGUUCUACUAGCGUACGACAUCGCUGAGCUCGGUUUGGCUAAAAACGACAACAUCCCAGUUGCCGUUUUCUCGUUUGGAGGGCCGAGAGUGGGAAACUCAGAGUUCAAGAAGCGUUGCGAGGAGUUGGGUGUCCGAGUUUUGAGGAUUGUCAACGUGAAUGAUCCUAUCACGAAGAUGCCUGGGGUUCUAUUUAACGAGAAUUUUAGGGUUUUGGGAGGAAAGUACGAGUUCCCUUGGAGUUGUUCGUGUUACACACACGUGGGAGUUGAGUUGGUCUUGGAUUUCUUCAACAUGCAAAAUCUUUCCUGCGUUCACGAUUUGGAGACUUAUAUUGGUUUAUUGAAAUGCCCCAACAACAGCAGUGUAGACGUUGACCAAAAUUAUAGCAAAAGGGAUUCAACGACUACUAAUUUUGACAACAUUAAUAAUCAUGUUAUGAUUAUGGGUGGGGAAUUUUUCGACAGAGCUAAAGAUUUGAUUUUGAGUGCUCAGGAUUUCAACAUGUUGCCAUGGUUAUGUGUUGCUGGCAAUAUGGUGAGUUUGGUGCAGUCACACGGACUAGAUAAUCAACUAGAUUUUUUUUAGUUAAUUAGCUAGAUGCUAUAUAUAUGUAGAUUAAUAUAAUUAGAGUGUAGAUUAUGAGGAUGAUCAAGAGUAAUUAAAACUCAGCCUUAUGAAUUUUAAAUAGGGUAAUGAGGGAAUUACUAAAUUAUGUUUAUCGAUCGAGUGAUGAGAUCAGUGAAUUAAAUAUAUAAUUGUACAUUAUGCUUGAUUUUGACAGUACUUUUGAUACAAUCUAUAUGUAGAUCAAGGCCUCUGCAAAUGAAUCAGUGGUUGUUAUGAUAUGUCGAAAGAUUUUGUAGUUGUACCUAAUUGAUAAAUCGAUGCUGAUCGAUAUUCGAUAUUAUACAUACAGAUUUCAACUUCUAA